This is a messenger RNA of Rotaria sp. Silwood2, 4368 nucleotides long. The record is from the annotation of a GenBank genome assembly. Lineage: Eukaryota; Metazoa; Rotifera; Eurotatoria; Philodinida; Philodinidae.
AUGGCAUCUGAAAAAGUAACAGUUGAACAAGCAGUUCAAAAGUUAUCUGAAGUAAACAGCAACAAUAGUGCACGAUUGAAUAGUCUGGAAACAAAGCUGGCAGAAAUACAUGACAAUUUGAUUGAUCAAGGCAAAAAUACUACGGGUUUACCGCAGGAAAUCCUUAACCUGCAGGAAAAAAUGACCAACCAGAUAGAAGCUAUUCAAUCACAAACACAAGAAUGGCAAAAUGGGACAAUAUCAAAGUUAGAACAAAAGAAUCAAGAACUGGAACAGCUGACAAGCAACCUUCGAGACAUGAAAAUGGAAAUACAAAAAAUUUGUGAAGCUAUUACAAUGAAAACAGUAGAAAAAAGUAAUCUCAACCAAUUAAUAGAAGAAAACACCUUGACACCUCAUACACAACGAAAUUCAUUGACAAUAGACGAAUCAUUUAAUAAUGACCAACCUGAUCGACAGCAUCAAACAACAACAAUUAUUAUCCCACCAUCAUCGUCAAUACCAACGUUUAGUGGAAGUAUCAUGGAGAAUCCUCGUCAAUUUCUUAUGCGAGUCAAAGAAUAUGCAGAGACAAUAAACCAUUGGAAUGAUCAACAUUUACUUAAGGGCAUCUCACAAUUCCUGAGAGACACAGCUCUCGAAUGGUACUGCCAAUUAGGUAUUUCAAAUCGACGUCCACAAACUUGGACAGAAUUCAAUGUAAUCUUUCUCAACCAAUUCAAUUCACCAAUUCGACGAGCACAUCAAGAGCAGCAAUGGAAGAGCUGUAAACAAGAAGAAAAUGAAACAAUCAAUGAAUUUAUUGUUCGACUUCGGGCCCUCUGGCAAGAACAAAAGCCGAAUGAAACAGAAAGUGAUCUCAUUCGACACCUGCUGUGCAAGAUGAGAAACAAUUUAUUAACAAUGAUCGGUAUAUCUCGAUGUGAAUCACUAGACGAGAUUAUUUUAGAAGCUCAAAAAAUUGAAGAAAUACUCUACCAACGAAAUAAACAACGCCAAAGAACUGAUUACGAUGACGUAUUACACAAUGAUGCACCAACAACGUCAAUGUACAAUAACGAAAAUCAUCACGAGAAGAAACUGUCCAUAUCAAUACAACACCUAUCAACACCAGAAUUCGUGGCAUUACUCAAAAAACGACAAUGGAGCACAGGGUGGACGGGCCCAUGGCGCUCCAAUGUAAAAUAUCCCGUUCAACUAUCCGCCGAAAUUCAUACUAUGAACAUUUAUAAUAAUACUCCAUUAAUAUUACAAGGUAUGAUUGCAGGAAGACGAACACAACUACUUAUCGAUUCUGGAGCAUCGCUCACAUUAAUUAAUCUUCAACUCUUUCGACGAUUGCCACGGUAUUAUCGUCAAGGAGCAUAUCCCCCUCCAUCCAAUUUAUGUCUUCAAUUGGCGGAUAGAUCACAACUCGAUGUUAAAUAUGCAUUAUCACUCCCAAUAACCAUCUCCAACUCAACUCGUGUACAUAAAGUCUACGUGGUCCCAAAAUUAUGGCGUUCGUGUAUUAUUGGUAAUGAUUUAAUACGUGAACACAAUCUUCAAAUAGAUGGUGGACAACAAUAUGCAUACUUCAAAGCGAAGAAAAAAAAUACACAGCUGCAACAGGAAAGAAAAGAAACAAUUAAGAACGAGGAUGAGUAUGUGCUGAUUGCCAAUGAGCGUGUCAAGAUUUCACCAUUUCAUGCAUUUAACAUUGAAGUUAAACCAAAUAAACCAUUCUCAAUUAUAGAAGAAGAUGACAGAGAUGAAUAUGAAGUAUCAUCAAUAAAAGAAACUCCACGUGUAGCCAACGGCAUUAUUACACCAUGUGAACACAUGACACUGCAGGUGGCUAAUCUAACGGAAAGAACGAUUAUGAUCUAUAAAAAUCAGCCGCUGGCGACAAUGACUCGUCUUAAUCAAAUUCAAUUAAAUAUGAUGCAACAUGGAACAAUAUCAUCAGCAACAAAACAAACGACGUCAAAAACAGACAGUGAUGUAAGUUUAAUCAACACUGAUUUAGACGAACAACAAAAAGAACAAAUAAAACAACUUAUUCAGCAAUUUCCGGAUGUGUUUAACGAACAACCAGGAAGAACAAAAAAAACCCAACAUCAAAUCAAUUUAGUUCCAGGGGCACAGCCGUUUAAUUCACCACCAUUUCGUUAUGCACCAACAAGAAAGCAAAUAAUCGACCAGAACAUAAAAGAAAUGUUAGAUCAAGGGAUUAUUUCACCAUCAACAAGUCCAUGGGCAUCACCCGUUAUAUUAGUUCCAAAGAAAGAUGGAAACUUACGUUUCUGUAUUGAUUAUCGAAAAUUAAAUGCUGUAACAAUUCGUGAUGCAUAUCCACUUCCAAGAAUAGAUGAUACAUUAGAUUCAUUACGACAAGCGAAAUUUGUAUCAACACUCGAUUUACGCUCCGGAUACUGGCAAGUGGAAAUGGAUCAAGAUUCAAGAAAGAAGACCGCCUUUGUAACACAUAAAGGUUUAUUUGAAUUUAAUGUUAUGCCAUUCGGAUUAACUAAUGCUCCAGCAACAUUCCAACGAUUAAUGGACGUAGUGUUAGCCGGUCUCAAGUGGCAAUGCUGUCUCGUUUACAUUGACGAUGUGGUAAUUUUCUCACCAACAUUCGAACAACAUGUGAAAGAUUUAGAAAAAGUAUUCCAAGCUCUUCAAUCAGCAAAUCUGACUUUGAAAACAUCAAAAUGUCAAUUCUGCCGUCGAGAAAUGCGUUACUUGGGACACAUUAUCACUCAGAAUGGCAUUAAACCAGAUCCAGAUUUAAUUAAAUCAGUGACAAACUUUCCUCAACCGAAAAAGAUCAAAGAUGUUCAAUCAUUUCUUGGUUUAACCGGUUAUUACCGUCGAUUCAUCAAAGAUUACUCGAAAAUAGCCGAACCAUUAUUACAACAGUUGCGAAACUGUCAAAAAGGCAAUCAUCAUUUAAAAUGGUCAAAAGAAUGCACCGACGCUUUUGAAACAUUAAAACAAAGAUUAACAAAUGCACCAAUUAUGAACACACCAAAUUUCGAACAGUCGUUCAUAUUGGAGCUCGACGCUUGUGAAUAUGGCCUAGGGGCCAUAUUAACACAAGAAUAUGAUGGGGAAAAAUAUGUAAUAGCUUACGCAAGUCGAACAUUAUCAACUGCCGAAAGAAAAUAUGGAGCGACAGAGCGUGAAGCGUUAGCCAUUGUAUGGGCAACAAAAUAUUUUCGUCCAUACCUCGAAGGUAAUAAAAUUUAUAUUAGAUCAGAUUGUAAAGCAUUAGAAUGGAUGCGUACGGCAAAAGAUGUAACAGGUCGAUUGGCCCGGUGGGCGAUGAAAUUAUCUGCUUAUCAAAUUGAAGAAAUCAAAUAUCGUCCGGGAAAAUUAAACGCUAACGCCGAUUCGUUAUCACGCAAUCCAUUACCAAAUGAUGAUAUUAAUCAACUCGAAGCGUCAACAAUCGAAACAGCUGUUAACUUAUGGCAAAAUACAAACAUUCUUGACGAUGUAAGAAAAGAACAAGAAGCUGACUCCAAAUUAAAACCAAUAAUAGAAUUAUUAAAAACAAAACCAUCAACAGAUUUUAAUGAUAAACGUAAUCCCCACAUUCUUAUAAAUGGAUUAUUGUACAAAAUUAAAAACGCCAAUAAACAUUACAAUCAACGUACCGUGGGUGCAAAACAUCUGCUAAUUAUUCCAAGAGCAAUGCAAAAUAAAUUAUUGGAAUGGGCGCACAAUCAUCCAACAGCUGGACAUGGGGGCCAACAAAAAACAUUAUUUAGAUUAUCAACAAGAGUAUAUUGGAAAUCAAUGAGAAAAGAUGUAUUUAAGUAUAUAGCUGCAUGUCAAGAAUGUCAACAAUUUAAAUACAAUAAUGCUCCAACAGCAAGCCCAAUGCAAAUGCACUUAGUGAAUGAACCAUGGCACACGAUCGGCAUAGACAUUAUGGGUCCUUUACCGACAACGGCCAGACAAAAACGAUUUCUUCUCGUCGUGGUAGACUACUUCACCAGAUGGAUCGAACUAUUUCCACUGAAGUCAACUACAUCUACCAAUAUGGCCAAUAUUCUCAUGAACGAAGUAUUUUCAAGAUAUGGAUUGCCACAACACAUUGUAUCUGAUAAUGGCCCGCAAUUCGUCUCAAAUUUAUUUAAAAAUUUUUGUGAUACAUUAGGUAUUACACAAAAUUUAACUGCAAAUUAUCACCCACAAAGCAACAUGACAGAACGUGUCAAUAGAACAUUAAAGCCGUUAAUUGCCAUAUAUGCUCAACAACAACACAAUUCAUGGGACGAUGAAAUUCAAACAUUAGCAUUUGCAAUACGUACCGCGAAGAUUUCAAUCGAUUAUAAUUUGGAUUUUGUUUCACAAAAACCCGGUUAUAAUCGAACAUAA